Molecule: messenger RNA, 1652 nt
Organism: Perca fluviatilis (European perch)
Lineage: Eukaryota; Metazoa; Chordata; Actinopteri; Perciformes; Percidae
Gene: mxd3
Product: MAX dimerization protein 3
Exons: 6
Coding region: 134-736 (200 amino acids)
Biological process (GO): regulation of transcription by RNA polymerase II
Molecular function (GO): protein dimerization activity; RNA polymerase II cis-regulatory region sequence-specific DNA binding; DNA-binding transcription factor activity, RNA polymerase II-specific
Source: RefSeq, a predicted model, not a curated record
UGGGGCUCUGUGGAUUGAGGACGUAAGCACACAGACUGAGACAGCAGACACAGCUUCAUCUACUUCAGGCUACUGACGCUUACACCACUGUAGGUUGUUUACCCGCGGUUGUUUUAUUUUAACAGACUUAAUAAUGGACGGAAACGUUUGCAACAUCCAGGUGCUUCUUCGGGCUGCUGAGUUUCUGGAGAGAAGAGACCGAGAGGCAGAACAUGGAUAUGCUUCAGUCCUGCCUCUCAGUCCAGAUCACUCUGACAAGAGAAGCAAACAGAAGAGCAAAAAGCUAUCUGCUGGUGGUGGCAAUAGGUCAGUUCACAACGAGCUGGAAAAAAACAGACGAGCUCAGCUGAGACACUGCCUGGAGCAGCUCAAAAUGCAAGUCCCUCUGUCAUCUGACUCCAUGAGGAACACCACGCUCAACCUGCUGAGGCGAGCCCAACUUCACAUAAAGAAGCUGCAGGAGCAGGAUGAGCGUGCCGAGCAGCUGAAGGGCCGCCUGCGCUGGGAGCAGAGAGAGCUGCAGGUUCGGCUGGAGCAGCUGCAGAGAGGCACAGAGAGGAUGAGGAAUGACAGCCAGGGGUCGACUAUGUCGUCCGAGAGGUCGGACUCGGACAGAGAGGAUGUGGAGGUCGACGUGGAAAGCAUCGUGUUCGACUGCGUGGACUCUGACGGACUGAGCAUGAUGCACACCGAUGCAGACCACUGUUACUCCAGCAUGGACAAAGCCUGGCUAUGACAGCAGUACGCCUACGUUAACUCGUCUAAUGACAGUCAGGAAGAGAAGAAAAACAUUCCAAAAAAAAAAAAACCAAGCCAACAGAGGAAGAGGGAUAAUGGAGAAACAUGUUACCGUACAACAGAACACAUUUUGUUUUACAGAAGGAGUAACUUUUGACAUUCUCUUCAAAAUAUGUCAGACUACAAGCUAAAUGAUAAUGUUAUGAAUGAGCUGGCUCCAUUUGCACUGAAUAGCAGUUAGAAACACUGGGCUGGGUGGGACAUUACGCAUAUAUAUUUCUGGCAUCAACCAUUAAUGGGAUUUAUUUCAUAAGCCACGACGUGUCUGUAACUUGUCAAACUGUUCCACUCGUUCAUCUUUUAAGGGCUUAUUCGUUCGUCUUUAAGGGCUUUUUAAAAUCCAAAUAAGUGCUUUUUAUUCAAAACUCUUAACUUAUUCUUUACUACACUAUGUAUAUUCUGAAUUCUGCCUUAAAUCAGAUUUGGUCUAGUAUUCCAUACAGCUAUUUAGCACUAAUUUCAUUUCAUUAAUGUCAUGUGUAGCAUGCACUUAAACAUUAAUAUGUGCUAUGUUUGUAUUAUUGUCCUAUUAUGUAAGUUCAGUCAUGUAUUUCUCUUCUGUUGCACAAAACGUCCACACAUUGCACUUGUUUUGUCUCAAGAAGAUUAUGGGUAUCUCAAAAAAAUGAAAGCCGUAAACAGAAAUGGAAUGGUCAUAUUUGCACAUUAAUAUCUGGCAUUUUAGUAACUGGCAAAUAUUCAUUUGGUGUAUGUGUACACAAUUCAGUCUGUGAUCAAGGGCAAGAAGUUUGAUUCCUGUAUUAUGGAGAGGUAUAAUGACCGACACGUUUUUAUUCACUGCGAAUAUUAACUGGUUUACUUAGAAGUGUUCAUUAUCACAACUUUACACUUCA